GAAGAGGAUGUUCGCGUUGCUAUAUCUAUCAACAUUUGUUUGAUGUUAAAUAAGCUUAUGGGAUCAGAUUAUAAUUUUUCAAAACGUCCACCUACUUCUCCUGGCAUACCGGACUUCACCUGUCAUCUCGUGGGUUCGUUGAUCUUGGUGAUUGAGGCAAAAAGAAAGCAUGUUUUAGAAGACAUGGGUGAACAGACAUUUCCCGAGUUUUAUAAUACGAGUAAGGGCAAGGAUGCAUAUGCUUAUCUAACUCGACAGGCGAAAGAGAAUCCCAACUCUCCUAAACCUCAAGUACUAGUGCCGGCUCAAGGGGAUAAUAAUUCACGUACUCUUCGAUCAAACUCAAAAUCAUCAUCCAGCUCUUCAUUAACUAAUCAGGCUUCCAGCACCUCUGCGAAUCAACAAUCGUCAUCCGCCUUUGGCGCUUCCAAUGUAGACCAGGAAAAGUUUAGCUUUGCAGACUUCAAGUUUAAGAGCAUACUAGGUGAAGGACGAAGUGGAAAAACGCUCCUAUGCGAAUUUCGUGGUGAAAUGAUUGCUUUGAAGAGUGUAGACCUAUCGAAGGCUCCAUCGUAUGUUCUGGAAGAAAUGCAGAAAGAAGUAGAUAUGUAUAAAGAUCUAGCUGAUAUUCAAGGCAAGUAUAUCCCAAAGCUGGUCUGUUAUGGAUAUUAUGGAGGAGGCAUGAGCUUCGUUAUCGGCUUAACCAUUGUUGGCACUAUGUUGAGCGACCAAAAAAUAACGGAACAGCAAAAGUCAAGGGCUAUUAAGGGAUUAGAAGCAAUCCACAAGCAUGGUAUCCUCCAUAAUGAUAUUCGGGAGGAAAAUAUCUUAAUUAACGAUGACGGUGACGUCUAUCUGAUUGACUUCGGUAUGGCAAGUCGGGAGGACACAAAAAAGAAGAGAAAACUUUUCGAGGAGGAACAGCUCAAAUACUCUAACUUGCUAGAUAGAUAUAAUACUCAUUUCGUAAAGAACGCAGGGCGAAUUUCCAAGUCACGUAAAUGUCAGGUGGUUAAUUAGACUGUAGGAUUAGAUAUAGCAUAGAACUAUCAUGUAUCCUGGACAAGGUCCCGAACAUUUGUAUUUAUUUAUAAUAAUAAAAGAAUUGAAUUUUUGCA
Messenger RNA from Rhizophagus irregularis DAOM 181602=DAOM 197198, 1118 nucleotides. NCBI's taxonomy places the organism in Eukaryota, Fungi, Glomeromycota, Glomeromycetes, Glomerales, Glomeraceae. The record is from RefSeq and is a predicted model, not a curated record.